UCGUCAUUCCGCUUCCACCACGGUCGGGUCUGUGAGUGUGAGUGUGUGUUGUUUCUCCUGACCGCUCUGCAGCGGCAGCGCGUGGCCAUGCUCGCGCUCAUGGAAAGAUAACGGGUAACGGGGCCGCGCUCUCGGUAACGGACGCUGGUUACAGCGGAAGGGUUUUGUUUUGCGUGUGUUUUGCUGAAGCUUUGGCGCGAAUACUGAUCGCUGGACUCGAGAGAACGGUGGUUAGCUAGUUGCGUUAACGUUAGCUGUAACGUCAAAACAUUCGAGCGUUACAACGUCAGAGUGGUGGUAACCGGCAGCUAGGACGUUACAAGGUUUGAACAGCGGGACAUCAGAGCGGUUACCGGAACGAACAUUUGACCGUCCGUAUCCCGGAGCGUUCCAAGGAAGCCCAGCAUCGCAGGAAUUCCAAACCGUAACCGUCACCGUGUGCGCGUGCACGCGCGUGUGUGUUCGUGCGCGCGCCUCCGGUUCCGAUGGCGAGGAACACGCUGCCCUCGCGGUUCCGCGGGCUGGACAUCGACGAGUAUGACGAGAACCGGUUCGUGGAUGAGCAGGACGAGGCGGCCGAGCAGCAGGGGCCGGACGGAGCCGAGGUGGAUGCGCUGCUCAGGAGAGGAGAGAUGAUUACCGCGUUCCACAUCGCUCUGAGGAACCCACCCAUCAACUCCAAAAACCCAGCUGUGAAAGAGCGAGCCCAGGCUGUGGUGUUGCGGGUGCUGACCUCGUUUAAAAGCAGUGAUAUUGAGCCAGCAGUGAAGUCACUGGACAGGAACGGGGUGGACCUGCUAAUGAAGUACAUCUACAGAGGCUUCGAGAAGCCCUCAGACAACAGUAGUGCCAUUCUGCUGCAGUGGCACGAAAAGGCGUUUGCUGUUGGCGGUUUGGGGUCGAUUGUACGGGUGCUGACAGCAAGAAAGUCUGUUUGAAAAGAGCAGCUGAAGAAGAAUAAACAAGAGCGCCACAGGAUCAGUCAUUAUUCUCCUAUAUACAGACAGCUUCCUUUUUUCACAGCUCUAAUCAUCUCACCAAACUGCUAGGAAUGUUGUCAAAGAGGAGAGGACCACGCAAACCCGGUUUAUUUUACUCAGAAACUAUCCGUGCGCUCCAGUGGGGAAGUGUGUGCUUGAAUUUAAUGUAAAUUAUUGAUUCGUUUAUUUACCUCCUGGAGUUCUAAGAGUUCUAAGAGUGGCCUGAUGCAUUUUUUCCAUUUCUAAGUGAACGGUUUUAGGUUUUGGUUCAGAAGUUGGAAGAAGAGAAGAAUAAGAGAAGGAGCAUCAGUGGACGGACUGACUGAAUGACUGACUGACUGUUCUGCAUUCGCCUUGAAAGCCUGUUUCUUGGCAUCCAAACUGUGAAAGCUUCAAAAGGGGUGUGUUUGUGUGUGCGCGCUUGUGUGUCUGGCUGCUGGUGCUCCUGGGGGAAAAAUAGUUCUUGUUUCUUUAGUUCCAAAAAAAGUUUUUCUUUUGUACAGAAAGGAAAAAUGAUUAAUAUAUAUAUAUAUAUAAUAUAGAAUUGCAGUGGAAUUGCGAUAUCUUUUGAAGUGUGGGGUGGGGUCAAAUGGGGUUCUUGUGAAGUGCCUGGUGCAAUAAAGAUCAUAAAUCUG
This is a messenger RNA of Astyanax mexicanus (Mexican tetra), 1615 nucleotides long. RefSeq names its product actin related protein 2/3 complex, subunit 5-like, a (gene arpc5la). The transcript has 4 exons. Gene Ontology annotation, biological process: regulation of actin filament polymerization; Arp2/3 complex-mediated actin nucleation; cell migration. Gene Ontology annotation, cellular component: cytoplasm; actin cytoskeleton; Arp2/3 protein complex. NCBI's taxonomy places the organism in Eukaryota, Metazoa, Chordata, Actinopteri, Characiformes, Acestrorhamphidae. Gene Ontology annotation, molecular function: actin filament binding. The record is from RefSeq and is a predicted model, not a curated record. Bases 486 to 938 code for a protein of 150 amino acids.